Molecule: messenger RNA, 3776 nt
Organism: Limanda limanda (common dab)
Lineage: Eukaryota; Metazoa; Chordata; Actinopteri; Pleuronectiformes; Pleuronectidae
Gene: tox4b
Product: TOX high mobility group box family member 4 b
Exons: 8
Coding region: 660-2672 (670 amino acids)
Biological process (GO): regulation of transcription by RNA polymerase II
Cellular component (GO): nucleus
Molecular function (GO): chromatin DNA binding
Source: RefSeq, a predicted model, not a curated record
CUGCAAUCAUGACGUCUCACCAUGUUCUUAAAAUAUGACUUAUUAAUUAUUUGAAAUGAUUUCAACUAUUACUCUUUAGUUUGGUCCGUGUCCAUGUCAGUCACUCGGAAGAGGCAGGACUCAUGACCUGUACUGCAGCCAGCCACCAGGGGGCGACAUGACGCUUUGGCUUCAUGCUCUCAUGUCAUGAGCUUUUAUAAACGGUCCAGUUAGCCAGCGGGUUUUAUUUUGACACUCCCGUCGCCCGGCUUCCGGUGUGGUUACCCGGUAACUUCCCCGGCUCUGUGUCUCCGGGAUCCUCUGAGCUGUCUGACCCGGGCCAACACGAAGCUAAGUCCGGGUUCUGGACCUUGUCCUCCGCCGCUGUCGCUACCCGGAGCCCCGGUCCAGCCCCGGUGCCUCGCUCGGUAAACCCCGGUGUCUCCGGUACGAGGACCGGCAGAGGAACCGGCUCCAGGCGGCGUGAGGAGCACCUUAGCCGGGCUAAAGCUAAACCGUGUCAGCACCAGGUAACAGCCACGUUAGCUCGGGGGCUAACCGGGUUAUCUCUGGCACGGUUCCUCGUCCCGACACCUGGAGCAUCGCGUUGUCUGGCUCGGUGUCCCCGGUAGAUGAGGACAAAAGGACCCCGGUUCGGACACAUGAGGCCCCGCUGAACCAUGGACCUGAACUUCUACUCGGACCUGACGGACGGAACCGGGCCGCACGACGGGGACCCGGAGUUCCUGGACCCGCAGUCCUUCAACGGGUUCGACUCGGACCACAAGUUUCCCGGCGGCAGCGACAACUACCUGACGAUCUCCGGGCCCGGCCAUCCCUUCCUCUCCUCCGCUGAGGUCAGUAGCACCAAGCAGCUUCCGUCUUCUUCUCUUGACAUUCGAUUAAAUGUUGAUUUCCCCCCCCCCCCCCCACAGACCUUCCACACUCCCAGCCUCGGCGAUGAGGAGUUCGAGAUCCCUCCCAUCUCUCUGGACCCGGACUCGUCCCUCACCGUGUCCGAUGUGGUGUCCCAGUUCGGGGAGCUGUCGGACACCGGCCCCCCCGACAGCGUGGCGGCCCCCGGGAACGCCGUGGUGGAGGGCGACGACCCCUCCUUCGCCUCCACCUUCGUGAGCGCCGCCUCCCAGGGGCUGGAGCACCUGACCCUGGGCGCCAUGAACCAGUCGGGAGGGAGUGCUCUGCUGGGGUCAUCGCUGGGGAUGGAUCUCGGCCAUCCCAUCAGCUCCCAGUUCGGCAGCUCGUCUCCCGUGACCAUCGACGUCCCACUGGGGGACAUGAGCCCGGGCCUGCUGGGCUCCAACCAGCUGACCACCAUCGACCAGUCGGAGCUCAGCGCCCAGCUGGGGCUCGGGCUGGGAGGCUGCAACAUCCUGAAGCGCUCGCCGGACCACCCGCUGUCGGCCGGGGCGUCGCCCACCAGCUCGCUGCAGGACGACGACAUGGACGAUUUCAGACGAAGCGUCCUGGUUGAGUCUCCCGUGUCCCUGGCCGUCUCCUCUGGGGUCAUCUCCCUCGACCCCUCCCUGUCCGACUCGUCCUUCUCCACGCUGACGUCUCCGGCCUUCGUGAAGAAAGCAGGACGAGCAGUAGUGAAGCUGGAGAAGCUUCCCAAAGACCCCAACAAGCCUCAGAAGCCGGUGUCGGCCUACGCCUUGUUCUUCAGGGACACGCAGGCGGCCAUUAAAGGACAAAAUCCCAACGCUACGUUUGGAGAAGUGUCUAAGAUCGUGGCGUCCAUGUGGGACAGCCUGGGGGAGGAGCAGAAACAGGUUUACAAGAGGAAAAACGAAGCGGCGAAGAGGGAUUACCUGAAGGCGCUGGCGGAGUACAAGUCCGGCCACGGGUCUCAGGCUCCCAUUGAAGUCAUGGACACGGCGCCCUCGCCUCCACCUCCGGCUCCAUCAGCCGCCCCCCCCCUCGCCCUCCGCUCCACCAGGUCCCAGCAGUACAACCCAGAGGAGAACACCAUCACCAACAUCUGCACCUCUAACAUCAUCCUGGACCUGCCCCAGGUCACCACGCGCUCCCGCACGGGCGCCAACAAACCCCAAGCUCCGCCUCCCGCACCGAACCCCCCCACCGUGACAAAGAUCAUCAUCAAACAGACGCAGUUGCCCUCCGGCGCUGUAACGGUCACGGCGACGGCGGCCUCGUCGCCACGCCAGCCGCCUCCUCUGCAGCAGAUGCAGAGCACGCCUCCUCCGCCGCGGCUGCAGCAGAUGGUCCACGCCCAGGCUCCUCCCCCUCUGCAGGCCAAGCCGCGAGGCGGGGGGGCAGCGGCGGCCACCGCGCCUCCACCGCUACAGAUCAAGGUCGUCGCAUCGUUGCGACAGUCGGAUUCAAUCACGCCGAUGAUUAUGGGGGGGGAAACGCCUGCGUCCCCGACUCUGAUGAUGGAGCUGGGACAGUCGGCGGCGGUGGUGACAGGACGAGAGGAAGUGGCAGAUGUAGAAGAAGGGAUGGAGGUGGAGCUGAACGUCGCCCCCGGCCUGAGCCUGACUCCGCCCUCCAGGCCCGACAUGUGCCAGCGAGCCGGCUGCACCAACCCGGCUGUGGAGAGCAGCGACUGGGACAAGGACUACUGCAGCAACGAGUGCGUGGCCACACACUGCAGAGACGUGUUUAUGGCCUGGUGUGCCAUCCGGGGGCGGAGCUUCACCGCCGUCACAUAGGGGACGGCCCAGCUGACGUCGGAGUGACACACAAGAGACAAAGAUGAUACAUGAAAUGCAAAUGAACAGAGGAAUAACUGAAUGAAUGGAUGAAAGCCAGAUCGGGCUCAGGUACCUGCAGGAGUGUUUUUUGUUGUUUUGUUCAUCAUGUCCCGACAGAUGAGAGAACAGUCGAAACAGGAAGUGCUUUCAAAGUGUUAUGGUAAACUUCCUGUGACGCUCUCAUCCGGCACAAACGACUCCAGCUGAAUUUUUUUUUAACAAAUGCAUCAGUCGGGACAGACGGCUCAUAAUGAGAUGACUGGAUAAUUUAAUAAUAUGGACGGAAACAGAAAAGGAGACUCUGCUCUGCUGCUGUUGAUCAUGUGUUGUGAAUUUAAAAUAUGGACGUGAGGAAAGAAAAAUCUAACAUUUUAUAUGUACUUAUUGUGUUUUUAAUUAUUUUGAACAGGAAAAAAAGUGCAGGAAGGAAAUUGUGAUCCUGCAAAUGUGUUUCAGUUUAUUAUAUUGAUUUAAAGAAAUUCUUUACUGUUACACUGGGGACAUUUUGUUAUUCAGUUAUUUAUGGGCAUUUCUGCGUUGACGGGCCGGAGGAUUUAAUUCAACAGAAAUUUGAACAACCAAGAAGUGGGCCAAGCACAAACCGUCUUAAAGCUAAACUGGAGUCGGACAAGGGGUAAAAAAAUAUUUGUGAGAAGUAAUUUUGAGUCAAAUACUGUGUCACCUUUAAAAGCCACGAUGGUGGAAACUGGAAACUUUUAAAAAAAACAGGUGCUAAGAUUCAGGGACAGAAAUCCCUCCGAGGUUCUCUGCUCCUCCGCUGCUCAAUCACCCGGUGACGUAAGAGGGUUUUUACUCAUGUGGUGCUUCUUUUGUUUUUAUGAGGAACAUUUGUGGUGAAAAGAAAUAACAAUAUUGGAGUGAAACGAACACACACCAGCUCUGACAACACUACUUCCUGUGAGAGGAACGGGAAUAAGAGUCGGAACUCUGUGAACAUGACGAAGAACAAACUGUUCCCGGAUGAAAUGAUGAGUCUGGUUCACUGUAGAUAUCCUGGGAAUGUUAUCAAUGGUGAAAUAAAAUAUUUUAUGUUUUAAUAUA